CGCUAAAAUAUCAUUCCGCGCGCGAACGUUAUAGGAUGCGCGCUUUCGAAUCUACGAAUUUUUAAAAAAAGUACGGAAUACCAAAAAUAGGCGACCUUCGAUUAAUGUUAUAAUAAUGUUAACACUGUUUUAUUAGUGCAUUUAAAAGUUAAAAUUGUGUGUGAAGUGUGGAUUUUUCGUUUAUUACAGACAGCGCGCUAAAUUAUAACAGUUAACAAUGGCCACUAAAUCGUAUAGCAAGCACAAGGAAUACAAAGAAUAUUCCAGCACAGGCACUGUGCCCUACACCGACGAACAAUUCGACAUGAUAAAAUCCGACCUUUUGCCAAAAGGAAGUAAACUGGACUCCCUGGGCAGGAGCGUGGGAGGCACGAGGGAGUACCACUACGAGUAUAAGGAAGAGAAGUUGCCCGGAGGAGGGAAGUAUGACAGAAAGGACUUUCACACCGUUGAAGAAUUCACAAUACCAAAAGGCAAGCCAAAGUCAGCAGAGAGCAGUUAUUACUACGAACGGGAGGAACGAGAGUUGCCAGCGGUCGGAACUAGGACAUAUAACUAUGAGACGAGUGGUUCUAGCCCGGGUUAUUCGAAGGUGAAAAGUUCAAAGGUGACGAAGGAAAUGACCCAGAACGUGGAAGAGCUGGACUCACUUCUGGACGACCUGCAGAAGGAUCAAGAACGACAGCUGUAUAAAAGCGGUUACGCGUCUGAUACAGCUGAGAGUACAUCGUUUGAUUACCGGCGAGGAACUCCAGUAAAAGCGCCAUCUAGCGGAUACUCAACGCUAAAAAGGGAAGAGCGGUUGGAGAGCUCGUGGAACUCCCCCCCACCCCCCACCGUCACACGCGGCGCCGAGAUACGACAAGAGAUGUAUAGAGAGGAGAAGACAGAAUCUCGCGUGGUACCGUCUCAGAUAUCACCAGCGGUCCCACAAGUGGUCCCACCAGCUGUGUGUGCCCACUGCCACCAUCCACCCACCACCGGCACUCUGCCCCGCGCCAGCACACCGAUGAACAAGGUGACGACAACGGUGAAGACCUACACGUACGAAGUGCCCGCUGACCAGGACCCCACCACCGUGCCCAUACCGGUCGAUCAUCAGCACAUCACCGAGGAGAUUAAUACGACAUCGCACGCGACGGGCACGCUCGGGCGGCCGGCGGGCUGCCAGUACUGCUCGCACUGCAACACCACGCUCCGGGAGUACAGGACACACACCUCAGACCACACCAGCGAGCGCACCUACAUACCGGCUGAGCCGAAAUUGCUGCAUCCCGAGCCGCUCAAUGGACACGGCCCACAUGGUCCAACGACGUACAAGUACUCGGAGAGCAGCUACUCGAGCGCGAACUCCCGCUUCCCCCCCUCCCCCGCGCCGGGCGGCGGCGCUCCCCCGCGCUCCCUCUCCCCCUCGCCCUCGCCGUUCCCGCGCCCCACCACCCCCUCCACCACGCAGCAACCCCCCAAGAAGUUGGAUGAUCUGCUCGCUGACUUCCCGGAGGCGCGUUUCCCCACCCAACCGGACGGUAUAACCCAGCGCAAAGUGGAAAUAUCGCGGGAAACGCGGGAAUCUCGUGAUGUCCGUGAUUCCCGGGAUAACAGGGACAAGCGGGAGGCCCCGGGGGCGAAGUCCCCGCCCAUUGGUAGCAGCCGCAAUGUGGCUGGCCCGGCUGUGUACUACCCCCCGGGACAUACGCCCUUCGCCAAGGAGUCUGGGUAUCAGGCUAGCGCGAUGCAGGCGGGCGGCGCGCACGCGUCGGGCCGCGCCAUGUACGAGUACGAGGCGGGCUCGCGCUCCAAGGAGAAGCGCAGCGAGACCAAGACCGCCGUGCCGGUCUGCCUGCCGCUCUGCUGCGCCAUGCCCUGCGUCAUCAUGUAAAUGUGCGCCGCCAUGUGACGCCAUCUGACGCCACGUGACGCCAUGUGACGCCACGUAACGCCAUGUGACGCCAUGUGAUGCCACGUGACGCAACUUGACGCCAUGUGACGCCAUGUGACGCCACGUGACCUUAUGUGACACCAUGUUACGCUAAUGAUGGCACGUCGUGUUAAUGAGAUCAUGUCAUUAAUGACUGCCGUUCAAGAGCAAAAUGUAAAAUUAAAAAGAUUUAGAAGAGAAACUUAAAACUGAAGAAAACAAUAAAUAAUGUGAUGUAAAUAAUUGCAUUUCGUUUGGACGUCUAGAACAUUCAGUCAUUAACGUCAAUUGGCGUUUUAGUCUCAUUAGUGUAACGUUGGUUUGUAAAGAAACUGCACUCGGAACAUUUCACUUUACUUCAAUUCAAUAAAGGUUGUAAAAUGUUGUUAAAAAUAUAACACAAAUUACCUAGCUAUUUUGAACUUAUAUAAAUGUGUUAGCCUUAUGAAAUACUCAGAAUCUUUUCAAUAUACAUACACAUCUUUAUAACUUAAUAAUUUAAUGUAACUUUUGUAUUUUGUACAAACAACAUUUUGUAUAAAAUCGAUUUAAAAUUGUAUAACUUUUAAAGCAUAUUAUCGUAAUGUAAGUAACAACGGGAUUUAAUCCCAAAAUAACUAUAAUUAACGUAUGACAAUUAUGUUUAUUGAAAUAUUAAUAAAGAAUCUCAAUGUAAAUUUAAUACAGCGCCAUCUCGUGGGUGUGUCUAUUUAUUUUAUGAAUGAGAAAUUUAAUUCUAAAACGAUACUUGCAUUCAACUAACCGUGCCAUUAUUGUUAAGUUAUUGUGAACGUCUUGUCUCUGUGUAAAGAUAUUUUUAUUAAUAAUAAAGUUUAACUAGAAA
This is a messenger RNA of Zerene cesonia (dogface butterfly), 2762 nucleotides long. RefSeq lists its product as uncharacterized. The record is from RefSeq and is a predicted model, not a curated record. Lineage: Eukaryota; Metazoa; Arthropoda; Insecta; Lepidoptera; Pieridae. Bases 218 to 1879 code for a protein of 553 amino acids. The transcript has 14 exons.